GGUGUAGGAGUCCCCUUUCCAGCUUCUCCAGGAGCUUCAAAUCUGCGUCUUGCUGGCUCUAGGGAUCUCUGCAGAGUGGGGAUUGAAUUUGUCUUGAUGUCUGGGGAAGUUCCCCCACUUCUUUGAAAGUCAGGGGGAGCCGGGAUGUCUCUCAACAGGAAGAACUGGUCUGCGCUCUCUAGCCUGGCCAGGCAGAGAACUCUGGAAGAUGAGGAGGAACAAGCGAGAGAACGCCGGCGGAGAGACCGCAACCUGAGCUCCACCACUGACACAGAGGAAGAAGCCCUUUCCCCUGUGCAGGAUACCAACAAGUAGGCAGUGGAGAGGCCACGGCAGCUCAAGGAAGCAGAGCCACCAGCGGCAGCCACGGCUGAAGAGGAGGUGUCCGAGCAGAAGCUCACGGCGGUGCUGAGACCGCAAGAGAUCAGGAGGCAGAGGUGGCAGGUGGAGAGCUCAGAAAACCUCAGAAAGGAGAAGGAGCAGCCAGAGAACUGCAGGGAGCCAGAGAUGGGAGCAGGCCACCUGGAGGCAGCCAUGUGUCAGGGGUCAGUUCAGGAUGGGAAAGCCCUGGCAGUGAAACAGCACCAGGGGCUGACCCAAGAGCCGACCAGCCCAAAGGCAGAACAAUGUCUGGAGUUGGCUUCAGAACGGAAGAUCCUGGUAGGAGAACAGCAUCAGGGGUUGGCUCAGGAUGAGAAAGACCUGAUAGCUGACGAGCCCCUGCAGGAGCCGGAGGUGACAGGAGGCCAGCCCCAGAGAUUGGCUCGGGAGCAGAAAGACCAUAGUCACCUGGAGUUGAAAGUCUCCUCAAGGGGAGGAAGCCGCAUAGAACAGAAACCAGACUCCCCAGUUACUCGUCCCUCCAGCCAGCAGGAUACAGCAAGGAACCCACCCCGGGCUCAGGAAACAGCAGGGUCGCCCUCCACCCAAGACAGACCUGGAGGCUCCUCGGUUGCUUCCCCCACUCAGGUCACCUACUGCAGCUCGUUCAAACGCAUCAGCCCCAGGACGGUCUCUUUCCGGGUGAUCUCAAGAAAAGACAAGGAAGAAAAUGCAUUAACCAGAAGUGCCAGUGUGAGACUUCCAGCCAGUAGCGUCAGGCUCGAGGAGAAACUGGAGAAAUACACGUCAGCUGUGCAGCGAUCUGAGGUGAAGUCACCUGUGACCAUGCCAAGAGGUUUCCUCCCAUCCUUGGAGGGUGUGGCCAGCAAGCGCAGCAUCUUCGAGGUCAAUGCCCCCAGCAAAGCUGAUCCAGCCCCUGUCAGAAAGGAGAAUUUGAGGCUCCCUGGCGUGGUGACAUCUCGCAUCAACCUGUGGAUAAGCAGGGCCCAAGAGCCCAGCAAGGAUGGAAGAGUCAAGGACACUGGGAGAACCGACAGCACGACAAAGCGCAACCUCUGGGCCAAGCAGCCUGACAACUCCUCCAGUGACACCAGGCUGUAACACUACAAGACUCCCUGGGGAUAAUCUCUUGCUGUGAUGAUCAAAGCCUGGCCCUAUGCAAUCCUCCAGCAUCCCUUCUUGGCUUUGUCUCUGAGCAUCUCCAUCCCAUAAGACCAACCCUGCCUGGAGACCCACAUACUGCUUUCCUCUUAUGGCACUGGGGGUUUAGGGGGGCCUCUUACUUCUGACUGGGGGAUGGGAAGGAAGAAGCUUUGAAGAUGACUCGUGUCCUGCUGUCCCAUCCCACCACCCAUUCUAGCUAUGACGUAUCAAAGCCAUGAGUGCUGUCCACAUUGGAGGUACGAGAUCUUUGCUGCCCUGUCCCUGGACAAUGCUUUGGUGUCUCCAGUUGAACAUGCGCUAUGCCACGUGCUGUACCUGCAACAGACUGAACCAGGGAACCCGCACCAGCCUGGUAAAGCCAGCUCCAGAGUGUUGCUAGCAGCAGCUGGGCUCACACCAUUACAGCAUUGCCCCUGUAGGUCCCUAGUUAAAAGCCAGCCCAGGCUUCCUACAGUGGUAGCUAUAGGUAGCAGUGUUGGCUGGCUGAGGGAAGAGCUGUCUCACUCAGUUCCGAGCUCAGCAGAAGGUCCCAACACAAGCAUCCCUCAGCAGAGGGGCCAUGAGGCCUGACCUCGCCUCCCCCACUAGAAGACCUCCCUGUAUGUCAGGGCUCAGGUGUGUUGGCUGGGUCACCGCACCCAGCCAAAGUGCUGCUGGCAUGCGGCUCAUGGAGGAUGUCUGCUGCAGGGUGUGGCAUUUGUUGGGCCAGAUCCAUGGGAUUGCCUUGGUUGGCACUGCUGAACAUCUGGCCAAGCACCCGUCACUGCUUCAUACUUCAUCCAUUCACACACAUGCACCACGCUGUCCCUCCCCCUGGACACUCACUGGGGCUGUUCCAGGGGAGCAGUGUCUGCAUUGUCUCUGGUUUGGUGUCAGAGGCCAAUGACCCCUUUUAGCUCCCUUACUCCCAGCGUGUCACAUGGGAGGUUGGCAGUUCUCAAACUUUCCCGUGCUAGCCCUUC
Molecule: messenger RNA, 2468 nt
Organism: Chelonoidis abingdonii (Abingdon island giant tortoise)
Lineage: Eukaryota; Metazoa; Chordata; Testudines; Testudinidae
Source: RefSeq, a predicted model, not a curated record